Molecule: messenger RNA, 1959 nt
Organism: Leptosia nina
Lineage: Eukaryota; Metazoa; Arthropoda; Insecta; Lepidoptera; Pieridae
Source: the annotation of a GenBank genome assembly
AUGGACCAAAACAAUAGAACAAGAGGUGCGGAGAAUGUAGCUAGUUUUGACAAUGGUGAACCAGGGUUUGAUAGAGCGCGUAUGAGAAGACAAUCUGGCGGUUUUGUUGACCUAGGAAAUGAAUCACAAUAUGGUACCGGCGGUCAUCAAGCUUCGGGAGCUAACGAAAUCUUUGCCGACGUGCAGGGUGAUGUUCCUUGGUGGAAGUCGAAUUUCUUUAUUUCUCAACCAGUUUUAUUCGGAACAUGGGAUGGAGUGUUUACAUCGUGCCUUAUAAAUAUCUUUGGUGUUAUUGUAUUUCUAAGAUCAGGCUGGAUGGUGGGACAAGCUGGAUUAAUCAACGCUGUACUAAUAGUCAUUUUUACAGUUUUUGUGGCCUUAAUCUCUGUAUUAUCAGCUGUGGGAAUUUGUGAGAGAUGUAGGAUAGAAAGUGGUGGAGUUUACUUUUUGCUUGCACACACACUCGGAUCUAGAAUGGGUGGGACAUUGGGAAUGAUAUACUGUUUUGGACAGGCAGUAGGAUGCGCUUUAAAUGUGUUUGGUUUUGGAGAAUCUAUGGCUAGUCUGGUUGGUACUGAGAAUACAUGGGCAGCUCGAGGAUUUGCAGUUGCCGCUGUGCUUUUAUUGGGCACAAUUAAUAUAGCUGGUGUGAAGUGGGUUAUAAAACUACAAUUUGUACUUCUACUUGUUAUUCUAGUGGCUGCGUUAGAUUUUUUCAUUGGAUCAUUUACAACAGUACCAAAUGUCGAAUUCCGAGGUUGGCUUGGUGGAACAAUAGGAAACAACACAUGGGCAGAUUAUCAAGAUGGUUACACUUGGUUCAAAUGUUUUGGUGUGUUUUUCCCUACCAUCACAGGCAUCCUAGCUGGUAUUAACAUGAGUGGGGACCUAAGGAAUCCUUCAAUUAACAUUCCUAGUGGAUCACUAGCGGCUAUUAGUACUGGGACAUUCCUAUACUUGAUGUUUGUUAUAACAUUAGCAGCGACUGUAACUAGAGAGGCAUUACUUACAAAUUUCUCCAUCACCACUGAUAUGUCAGCAGUAAAAAUUCUGUUGCUUGCCGGAUUGUAUGUCAGUUCAAUGAGUUCUUGUUUAGGAGCAAUGUAUGGGACACCGAGAGUACUUCAAAGUAUCAGUAAUGAGAAAGUCAUUCCCGGAUUGGAGGUCUUAGGCCAUGGGAGGGGACCCAAUAAAGUGCCAAUUUACUCCAUGAUUGUUGUAGCCGUAGUGACAGUAACUUUCAUCAUCAUUGGGGACAUCAAUAAGCUUGCACCGAUCGUCACCAUGCCCUUUUUGAUCACAUACGCUAGUAUUGAUUAUUCUUACUUUGCUCUCGCUCAAACGUUUGAUUUACAACAUCGUCGUGAAAUGAGGUUCCAGGGCCAUUCUCAACGAGACACCCAGGUAUACGGCGCAACUGGAAGUGAUUUAGAUUUACUAUUUCCUGAGAGGAUAAGACACAAAACUGUUGGUGAUUUCACACCAUCACCUACGGACUCCGCAAUAAUGAACGGUCGCAGGACAGCCAAUGGCGACAUGCGACCACCUAUAAAUGUCCACUCUAAAAAUAAGAACUGGUACUCACACUUGUGCAAUAGAUGGCUCUCACUGGCUGGCGUAGCAAUAAAAUUAGUCCUGAUGGUCCUAGUUCAUUGGAUGUACGCCUUGGGUUGUUUGUUAAUCUUAUGGCUGUUGUGGCUCUACAUUGGGGCUGCCAACCCUGCUGUGAAGCCGGGCCGCGCCUCUGAGUUUCGUUUCUUCCAUUGGCUGAAAAUAUCCUUUCUACAAGCUAUUGGCAAACGUCCUCUAGAGUACGAGCAGUUAGUGGUAACGCCGGUGCAUGCAGACGUUUCAAUGGAACAGGAGAGGCUGAAUGACGACAACGAAGAUUUCGCAUCACGAAGACGCUACCAUCAAUCGACUGCUUUGCAGACACACCUUGUGAGCGUCGAUAGCUAG